ACCAAGGAGACGACCGUCUCCGGUUCGACCAAGUCGAAGAGAUCAAGAGCCUACAACGCCGCCUUCGCUCAAAUCCUUCGAGAUUGUGGAAUAUAUUCGAACGGCGACCCCUCUUUGCUGGCCAACCUGGAAGAACUGCGGGGAGAACGAGAUGUAAGGCCCUCGCUGGAACCGUCCGUAUACCCCGACAAACGGGUCCAGUACUAUAUAAACAAAAAUGCGAAGGCGCUCACGGAACUGGGUACCGAACGCGGGUUCGUGCCCGCCAUCCUUGGCGAGUGCGAGCUUCCAGAGGGUAGUAACAUCACUUGGAGCAACCUGAGCUCGAUGACCAAGGAUCAAACUGUUGCCCCACAGCCUGAUUUAUACUACGGAUUGCCAGUCGACGACAUCGACAUGUCGCUUAGGGAGAGAAUCGGUUCAUUGAUUAUCCCCUAUAUACGUGAUGGUGCACCGGGGGCACCGUAUCUGGUCUUCGAAACUAAAGGUCCUGAGGGGAGUUUCGAAGUGCUUAAGAGGCAAGCAACCUACGGUUCCGCAGCAGCCGCUCGUGCUCAGUUUGCUCUCGAAAACUUUGGGCUGGAUCAACCCGUUUACGACAACCGGGUCCUGGCCCACGCCUGGACCUUUUUUUCUUCACCCGGCGAUCUCACCCAUUAUGGGGUGCGCGUCAGCGCCCCAAGACCCGGUACUUCGCGGCCAGGGUACCAUAUGACCCAUAUCAAGAGAUACCGCCUAACCGAGAGCUAUGAGCAGUACCGCGCAGGUUUAACGGCCUUCAGGAACUGUAGGGACGAAGCGUAUAAGGCGGCCCAGGCGCGCCUGGACACGGCGCAUGAACGUCUACGACGCAUACUCUCCCCACAGGUUGAGACAUGUGUCCCGGCUGGAGCACUCCCACCACUCCCCGAAGCU
Messenger RNA from Neurospora tetraspora, 915 nucleotides. RefSeq lists its product as uncharacterized. The record is from RefSeq and is a predicted model, not a curated record. The transcript has a single exon. NCBI's taxonomy places the organism in Eukaryota, Fungi, Ascomycota, Sordariomycetes, Sordariales, Sordariaceae. The annotation marks the transcript as partial.